ACAGCGUCAGCUCUGAGUCGACAUCUGAAAAAACAGUAUCGACACCCCCUCAGCACUUUUGACUUUCUGCCCUUUCUUUUUGCGAAUUAAUUUGAGAAGUACAAGGCAGUCUUCUCAACGGUUCGACAGCAAUAUAAAAGAGUUCGCCAUGGCUCGCACUGCAACGUUACUAGUCUGUCUCCUACUGGCAAUAACAAGUGUGGUUUCUGCGCUAGACGUACAUGGAAGAAUACAGUGGAAUGACUUGUGUCCCAAUUUCGGCGCACUUGGUGCUUCCAAAGUACUUCUGGACGCCGGUAGGCUAUCUGCUACUGUCACGCAGAAUGGGACAUUUCUGAUGCGGGACGUCGUACCAGGAACAUACGUGCUAUCUGUAUCCUCUCAUGAUUAUAUAUUCGACCAAUUGCGUCUAGAGGUUUCCGACUUAGAUUCGCCGCCGAAAGUCUGGUCGUACGUCCUGGGCACUCCUUUGGUUUCACAAUCAUCCGUAACGCUUCCCUAUCCUGUUACUUUCAUGGCACGACACAAAUACAAAUAUUUCGUCCCACACGAGUCUUUCAACCUGAUGGGAAUGUUCCAGAACCCUAUGAUGCUGAUUGCGGUGCUCACAGGAGUUAUGAUGCUCGGCAUGCCAUAUCUCUUAAAAACCUUGGAUCCCCAGAUGCUUGAAGAGGUUAAGGAUCGUCAUGCGAGUCUCAACGGCAAUUCUAACUCUGGGCAGAAUGGUCACAAGAAAUCGGAGUUGUCUAUGCUUCUUAAUUCUGACGAAGAACCAAAGAGUUCUUCAGUGGCUCGACUACAGGCGGGUACAUCUCCUCAGCCCCGAAAUCGCAGCAAAGCCAAUAAGAGAAGAUGACGAUGUGCUUUCUCAUGAUUAAGUACAAUAUAACAUGCAGGUACUAUAGAAUACAGCUGGACAAAAUGAUACCCGCUCAAUGAUCAAAUGUCAAAUAUUGUGUUCAUUGAGAACACGACGCAACACCGUAUUUCUCUGCUUGAACUUAGCAAGAGCGGCCUGUGGGUUCUGCAAGCUACCAUUUGAAGACUCGAGCAUGUUCUUCUGAUCACUAGUACUAAUCACAUCCAAAACAUACAUCUUGUCAUUUCCACUUGAUUCCUCCGUAUCAGCACCAGCUCCAGGUGCAUCAGAAACCUUGAAAUUCCCAACAGCGAAGCUCUGAGAUAUGCUUCUGACUGUCGGUGUGGUGUCUGGGGUAGUAUCGUGGUUAAGGAUUAUAACAUGUUCGUCGGAAGACUGCGGUAGUAGAAAGAGUGGUGAGUCGUCGGUAUAGUGGUAUUCGACGACUGGAUGGCCUAGAGUGCUUGAAACUGGCCCUGGGCUGCUGCUGUGAAGUGAUGAUUGGGAGACUAACACGUAAUACGGGGGUUCUAACGUCGAGCCCAUCCCCAGUGCUUUGGACGUAUCGAAAAUGUGAACCUUGAUCAGAGGUCUCGUUUCGUCACAUCGCAUCC
Molecule: messenger RNA, 1473 nt
Organism: Serpula lacrymans var. lacrymans S7.9
Lineage: Eukaryota; Fungi; Basidiomycota; Agaricomycetes; Boletales; Serpulaceae
Exons: 9
Coding region: 149-856 (235 amino acids)
Cellular component (GO): EMC complex
Molecular function (GO): carbohydrate binding
Source: RefSeq, a predicted model, not a curated record